UGCCAAGCUCCUAGAAGGUGUGUACGAAGAAUACGACAUCCUUCACAAAUUGACGGCAACGGUGACGGACAACGGAAGCAAUUUUGUGAAAGCAUUUCGUCUCUAUGGAUCCUCGUCUCUCCACUCCACCAUCGAGAGAUCCACUUCGACUCAAAAUCAAAAUGCGCCUCUAAGGGCAGCUUCAUUGGACGUUUUGAACGCGUCCACCUCUAGGACGACUCUGCAGCCAGUAAAUGUCAGGUCAAACAGGAUGGUGACCGGAGAAGACAACAUCGCCGCUCUUCUAGAAGAUGAGCUUUCUGAUUUUGAAGAGACCGAUGAUGAGAUCGAUUCGUUAUCUGAUCAUGACCAUGAUAAGGAAAAGGAGGAUCAAGGAGAAUCUGCAACGGAGCAAGAGAGUGAAUCCGAAAUUCAAGAAAAUACUGAUGCUGACAUGAAUCCAAUUUCCUUAACGGCAAUCCUAAAUAGUGGUAUUGACGCAACCAACAUUUACAUCCUACCACCUCAUCGUCGGUGUGCAUGCCACACAUUAAACCUGAUUUGCAAGUGUGACAUCUAUAAGGAUCUAGAACCGGCUCUCAAGAACCUAAUGGAGGCAACCGAUAAGAAACUGACUGCUAUCUGGAAUAAGCAAAAUCGAAGCUCUAAGGCUUCUGACACGAUCAUAGAGAGCCUUGGGAUGCUCUUUAUCAUUCAUAAUGAAACUCGUUGGAAUUCUUAUUUCAAUGCCAUGCAACGAGGCCAAAUACUUCGUCACAAAGAAAAGGACCGAACUUAA
Molecule: messenger RNA, 778 nt
Organism: Daphnia magna
Lineage: Eukaryota; Metazoa; Arthropoda; Branchiopoda; Diplostraca; Daphniidae
Exons: 2
Coding region: 251-778 (175 amino acids)
Source: RefSeq, a predicted model, not a curated record